AUAUAGUCUAGAAACAACUAGUAUUUGCUACAAACACACACUUACUCUUCACACACACUAAGAUGUUGUCUCUGCUCUGUUGCUUUCUGUCUCUCCUCUCUUUUCUUGUACAUUCUUGUCUCCGACUAUGGACUCAAGCUAAAAAAUCUCUGAAAGAUGAAAAGGAAAUUGACGAGGGAACUUAUGUGGCUGGAGAGGAGGGGACACCUAAAGGGCUUCUGAGAGAGCUAAUGCCGAGGCACGUAGCAGUGAUAAUGGAUGGAAACCGGAGAUGGGCCGAACGGGCUGGAUUGCUGACGUCACAAGGCCAUGAAGCCGGAGCCAAACGGCUGAUAGAGUUCUCUGAGCUCUGCUUCAAACUAGGGAUAGAAACAGUGUCAGCGUUUGCUUUCUCCACUGAGAAUUGGGGAAGACACAAGAUCGAAGUUAAAUGCUUGAUGUCUUUGUUCCAACGAUACCUCAAGUCAAAGAUCCAAUUUUUCCAAAGUGAGGAAAUAAGAGUUUCUGUUAUUGGAAAUCUUGAAAAGAUCCCGGAAUCUCUCCUCGGAACAAUCAAAGAGACAGAGCAAGCUACGAAGAGGUACAAGAAGAAGCAUCUCAUCUUGGCCAUAGAUUACAGCGGGAGAUCUGAUAUCUUGCACGCUUGCAAGAGCAUUGUGAAGAAAUCACAACAAGGUUUGAUCCGAGGGGAAGACGUGGACGAGACGUUAUUCGAGAGAGAGCUUCUGACAAAGUGUACUGAGUUCCCAAGUCCAGAUCUCUUGAUUAGGACAAGUGGGGAACAGAGGAUUAGUAACUUCUUAUUGUGGCAGCUCGCUUAUACCGAGCUCUUCUUCUCACCGGUCCUUUGGCCUGACUUUGACAAGGAUAGGGUUAUAGAGGCCUUGGUUUCGUAUCAACGCAGGGAAAGACGAUUUGGCUGUCGGAUUUGAUCACAUCUGAUCCUAUGUUAUGUCUCUCUGUUCUGUUUUUCUUUGUGUACUAUGUUGUGUUCAUCUGAUUUUUCCUAUCAAAUUACUCUGUUUUAGCAUCAGUUGUUAUUGAAAAUGAUAUCUU
Messenger RNA from Brassica oleracea var. oleracea, 1056 nucleotides. Its product is annotated as dehydrodolichyl diphosphate synthase 4-like. NCBI's taxonomy places the organism in Eukaryota, Viridiplantae, Streptophyta, Magnoliopsida, Brassicales, Brassicaceae. The transcript is spliced from 4 exons. Gene Ontology annotation, biological process: polyprenol biosynthetic process; plastid membrane organization; response to cold. Bases 63 to 932 code for a protein of 289 amino acids. Gene Ontology annotation, cellular component: chloroplast stroma. The record is from RefSeq and is a predicted model, not a curated record.